GGUGUCAAUGGGCCCGGUCGGGCCUGAAAAGCAGAGUUUUAAAUAAUCCUGGCCUGAGGACCUGCCCGAAACAGUUCAAAAUCCGGGCCCAGACCUGACCCAGGCCCGGCCUGUUGACACCCCUACUAGCGAGGGAGGAAAAUCAAGCAAAACCCUACAAAAGCCCUCCUUUUUCUUGGCACUCCCGUUUCCCAUCUCUCCACGGAAGGAAGAUGCAGAAUCUCGAAACAACAACAGCAGAAAAGCUUCCCACAAAGAAGAGAAAACGAAGAAACAGCAACCACAACAAAAACAACAACGACGAAGACGACGGUCACAACAACAGCAACAACCAUAACGACAUACCUACAACGACGCAUCAUGCUACUCUUUCUCCAAAAAAAGCAGCAGCAGCUGAAGAAAGAGAAGAGGGAGGACGCCCAGAGAAAAUCCUCACAACACGACCCGGCGUAGACUGGAAAAAUCUCGACUUCAUCCUCUCUCUUCAGAGCAAAGAAAUCAAUCUCCAGAGGAAAGUUGAACUUGCUUUCGAUUUUGUCAACUCUGAUGCUCACAAUAGAACCUGCAACUAUUACAAUCCCCAGUGUGAAUCUGUGCAGUCGUCGCGCUUAAUUCCCUUUCUCAAUGAUUGGAUACAGUCGCUAUUAAUUUCUCCCGACAAGAAAAUUCCCAUCAAAGGGAAAGAUAUAGAUCCUUGUUUGGAUUCUCGAUGCUGGGUUGUUUUCAAAUUCUGCUUAGAGCAAUCGUCUUCAGCUCUGAGCUUUUCGCCAAACCUUCUUCGUGCAGUUUCUCGCGUAAUAAAAGAUGCGUCAUCAAUCGAAGAGCAGCAGUUGUUUGGUCUGGUUUCCGAUUGCUUUUUCCUUUUAUUCUCAUCACAUGGCCUAUCGUUCAAUGCCAAUGUCGAUGUUUGGGCUUCUGCUUCUGCUGCAGCUCUUGAUCUUGUGCACAAGAUUUUCUCUGACAGUUUUAAUCUGUCUGGUUGUAAUGUGGGUGUCUUUCUUCGCCUUUCGUAUUCAGUGCUCGAGCCUUUUGCUAAUUUUUUGCGGGUCCACCCGAGUCCUAAAAAUGUGUUUCCUGUCGUUGUAGACAGACUUCUUGAGCCAUUGUUGACAAUGCUGGUUUUGUUGGACCAUUCGAGCAAUGGAAGCAAAGGCGACUCAGCGGGGGGUUUCUUGAAAGUUGGGGAAGACAUUUUGUUGAAUGGGUUAUUCCACUCGGCACAUAUUGAUGGGUUCUUAUGCAUACGAAGUUCGGAGAAGUAUGUCAAGUCGGAAGUGCUUAUAAAGGGGGCUAAAGAAUCGAAAGCGGUUGUUAAAAGCUAUCAUAAGCAUUUAUUUCAUAAAUUAGAACAGUUCGUGGCUGAGAAAAAGAUGCUGGUGUUGGGUGGAUUAGGACAGUUGCUGCUUUUGUUUGUUAGCAGAGUAAAAAAGCAGAAAGGAACUAUGUCUUCUGUUGGUACGGAGGCAACGAGCAAGGCAGGGGUUUUGGGGCGAUCAGAAAGUGUGGAUAAGCAGUCUACUUCUGAAAUAUCUGUCAGGAAGCAGAGUUUGGUCUUAGAAGAAGCUCUUUCUUCUAGUAGAAUGGAUGAGGCAACAAGUAACUCGGUCUUUGAUGUCUUUGUGCAGUUUAUGGAGCCUCUGGUGUUUGAUGUUAAAAGGUCUUCUGGAAGAUGGUCCAAAGUGGGAGAUUGUUCUGAAUCGGUAUUAUUCGGCGCUCAACGCACUCUUAAAUCUGUCAACAAGAUACUCUCCAGUUUUAUGCAUGAAAAAUUAUAUGUCAGGACGGAGGAUACAUCUGAAGGAGCCAAUCAUAAUUUCUUGAAGGAGGUCUAUGACACAAUCAUUGCAUUUUCCACCGAAAUGCAUGUACACUGGUUAUCGGCAUUAAAGAAAGAUGAUGGGAGGUGUACUGAGAUGCUACUAUGGAUAGCUAAGGAGGUUAUUGUUGCUGUUGGGUAUUUCUUAGAGAUUGAAUAUGAGGUCAUUGGGAAUGAUUUGGUUGGCUUGUGGCAUAUGAUGCUUUCAUACCUGGCUAUUGAUCUGUCUCUAGUGGAUGCACAACAUGUCAUUCAGGAGGUUCUCCACCUUGGAUGCCAGUUGGUUAAUGUCUACAGUGAGCUUCGCCAGGUUAACAACCCCAUUUUUGCACUGUGUAAAGCCGCAAGGUUGUUGAUAUACCCGACUGAUGAUGGUGAAAUGGAUUAUUCAAGAUUUGCACCCUCUACACCUUGUUUGUCCCCUGAGACACGUGUAAAAGCAGUUGCAACGUUGUUGUGCUCACAAGAGUUCAGACUUGCCAUUUCCACUGCAAUCAAAUCCAUACCAGAAGGGCAAGCAAGGGGAUGCAUACGGCAGUUAAAAACGGACAUCACCGAAUCUUUGGAAUGGAUGAAAAUUAGUUGCUCGAUCACUGUUGGAAAAGAACCGGCAGAAACAAAUAGAAGUAGCAGCGGUGUGCUGGAUUUAAGCUUGCGAGCUGAACUUCUAGGAAAAGGUUUAUCUGAACUGUACACACUUAUACUAGAUUCUUCAACUGUCACAACUGGCAACAGCAUUCUUGUUGGAAAAUCAAUAAAGGACCUGAUGGCCACAAUACAGGUGAGCUUGAGUAGUCUGGUGCAAAACCAAUCAGACAAUCUCAAUGAGUUUGUUUUUGCCAUUACAGGCAGGAGACUUUCCACUCAAAAGAUGCCUGAGUGUGAAACCCAUUCGAUGAUGGCAGAAUGUCACAUAUCCUUUGUUUUUGUGUUUUUCUUUCGCAUUUACAUGUCCUGCAGAAGCUUAUACCGGCAGUCAAUUAGCCUCAUGCCACCAGAUUUGUCAAAAAGGGCAUCUGCAGCAAUGGGGGAUUUAUUUACAGCAUAUUCCGGAAAGGAUUGGAUAGAGAGGACUGACUGGGUUGAUGGAGGAUAUUUUUCAUGGAUAAUCAAGCCGUCCACUUCUCUUAUUGCCAUUAUACAGUCUAUUUCGGACAUUUUUCUUCAGGACAAUUUUUCAGGCUAUGGACCCUUGGUUUAUACACUUCAUGCUAUGGCCUGCCAGAGGCUUGUUGAUUUGAAUAGGCAGAUAAAAGCUUUCGAGUUCUUACAGGAGAGACAUGCACGGGUUGCCCAAAUACAGUUGCUGGAUGAUGCUGGCUUACGUGUGUCACGCAAAGGAAUAAAAAAGUGGGGAAAACAUAUCUUAAACUCAAAGCAAGAGGCAGCGGAUCUUACGAGUUUCAUAACAGGCUAUCUAGCAUUAAUGUUUACAAAGAAACAGUCUACAUCUGUUAAUGGUGAUUCCAUUGGCAUGAGUGAAGCGACACUGGGUACCUGUGAAGAUGAUGCGUGGGAUUUUGGUGUUUCGUCUGUGAAUGAGAAGUCACUGCCUACCGCAAUUUGGUGGUUGCUGUGCCAAAACACCGAUGUUUGGUGUCCUCAUGCAACUAAAAAGAAUUUGAAGAAGUUCCUUUCACUUCUGUUCUAUCAUUGCUUGUCCUCUGUGAGUAGUUUUGGUAGUCGUGGAGAGCCGAAUAAAGAAGAACCUGGCUGCCUGAGGAAAGUUACACCGCACUAUAUUUCACUAGAACUUCUUGGCGACACUGCACUCUAUGAAGAAACAUUUCUUUGCAGGAAUUUGACAUCAAGGUUUUGCCGCAUUCUGAAGAAAUCGUUCUCACCUCUCUUUUUCCUGUCCUCUUCAAGCGAUGUUGAUUUUAAUUCCUUGCCUGAUUGGUCUGAGGUUUUAAGUAUGCUUGAGAAAGCAUCAGCAGUUGGUAGUACAAAUGAUACCAAACCCCAUUCUGAUGGUUGUUUAAUGAUGGAACUGGACCCCCUUCCACCGAAUCGGCUUACUCUGGAAAUCACAGCUUGUCAAAGUUUGCUUAAUAUCUUAUGUUGGAUGCCGCAAGGAUAUACAAAUUCUCAAUCUUUUGUGGUUUAUGCAACUUAUAUUCUCAAUAUUGAAAGGCUUGUGGUUACCAGUUUGUUAAGUUGCCAAGGUGAAUUAUUUGCUGGCAGUCAUUAUGAGUUCUUCAAAUUAUUUGUGUCUUGUCGGCGGGCCUUGAGAUAUCUAGCAAUGGCUUCAGAUGAGGGGAAGCUGGAGGACAGGCAAUCCUCACUUACAGAGAUACUGUUUGGGAGUACGUUUUCUGCUUUAUGGCUUUUGAAAUCAGUCUCUGAGGUGGUUGGAUUGUUGCAUUCAUUUUCUGGAGAGGAGCAUUGUAGGCAGGUGAAAGAUAUGAUCUUCUCAUUGAUGGAUCAUACCUCGAAUAUAUUUUUAACAUUGAAUGAAGGCCAAAUGAGUGUCGCAAUCCAGUCCCAAGCAUACAAACAAAGCCUUAGUGAAGAAUUACCUAUUCAGAACCAGGGGAAUGAGCAGGAUAACGUAAUUGCAGCUGAUCUGGAUUCCAAUUCUUCUGAACGUUUUAAUGCCUGGAAAUGCUUGGAACUUGUUGCGGAAACUUUGAAGGAGCAAGCAAGAAGCCUACUUGAUACUAAGUUCAUAGGUGGCAUAAAUGCAAGUAAUUGGAACAAACUAUCUUCCUUGAUCUCUUGUUUCCAAGGUUUCUUAUGGGGCAUUGCUUCUGCCUUAAAUGAAGCAGAUGAGGCAAAAGGACACUCACCCAAAUGGAGCCUUGGCAAUGUUUCUGAAUUUAUUCUCUGUAUAAAUGUGUUUGAGGAUUUCGUAAAUGUUUGCUUGAACACGUUGCUUGUAGAUGAAAGUUCAGCAUCCGAGAGUUUAUGUGCUUCUUGUAGACUCCCUGAUAUUGAUUGCAUGAACAAAGCCUUGAGCUUGCAGGCGACUUCAAGGACCACAGUCAAAAGUUCUGGUGGUGAAGAUGAGAUUUCUCCUGGAAAACAGCCAGACAUGGGCAUGGCAGAUGGAAUGGAUGACCACUCCGCAUCUGAUGCAGAGAAUGAAAAUGCCACAAAUUCAGGAAUUAAAUUUACUAGAACUUUUAGCUCAAACAAACAAAGGUUGAAGUCAGUGCUCACAAAGUGUGCUGUAAAUGUUCUGAGUGAGGCUCACAAGAUUGAUUUAUUUGAGUUACAACAUUUGAACAGGCCUUUUUUGCGAAUAUUGUUGAAAGGUGAACAUCCUGAAGUAGCGUUUUCACUCGGACAGCUCUUCACCACAUCUUCAGCUAUUCUUAGGCUGAAGCAUCUAAUAUCCUCCCCAAAGGUAUUGAAACUGCAGAUUGACUGCAACAAAUGUGUGUCAACCUCAAUGGUUAUUCUUAUUGGAACUUCGCAUUUUGUUCUAUCGGAGUUUGCAGAAAUGGUUGGGAGGCCACACCCAUUCUCUUUGGUUUGGUUAGGUGGCAUCAUAAAAUAUCUGGAGGUUUUAGGUAGUUACUUUCCUUUAACCAAUCCUGUCUUAACUAGAAAUGUGUAUUCCAAGCUGAUAGAUGUUCAUUUAAGGGCCAUAGGGAGAUGUAUUUCGUUACAAGGCAAAUCAGCGACUCUAGCAUCACAUGAGAUAGAAUCAAGCACCAAGACACUUCAAGCUCAAGAAGGAUCAUCUGACAAUUGUGCACCCUCUCUUGGUCACAGGCACUACAGCAUCAAUGAAUUUAAAGCUAGGCUUAGGUUGUCGUUUAAAAUGUUCAUCAGAAAACCCUUGGAGUUGCAUCUUUUAUCAGCAGUACAAGCUUUAGAAAGAGCCUUGGUCGGGGCGCAGGAAGGCUGCAAUAUGAUGUAUGGAAUACAUACUGGUGGUAUAGAUGGUGGAGAGGUUUCUUCUAUGGUUGCGGCUGGAAUCGACUGCUUGGAUUUGGUUCUGGAAUCUGUCUCAGGACACAGGCGUCUGAAUAUUGUUAAAAGACACAUCCAAAGCUUGAUUUCUGCUUUAUUCAACAUAGUUUUGCAUCUCCAGAGUCCUCUUAUCUUCUCUCAAGGGGAGUUGAACCAUAAUAAAGGUGAAACAAAUCCUGAUUCGGGCUCAGUUGUUCUUAUGUGUGUUGAGGUACUAACUAAAGUUGCUGGGAGAAAUUCUCUGUUUCAAAUGGCACCAUACCAUGUGGGUCAGGCUUUGCAUCUACCCACAACUCUUUUCAGACAUUUCUGCCAGCUCACAGCUUCACCAGAUAGAUCUCAUUCUAUGGUGUUCAACGCCAAAGAAGAAGUGCGACAUGUGACGGGCAUGCAUCUGAAUAUUGUAGAUCGUCAGUUUUCCAUAGAUCUAUAUGCUGCAUGCUGCAAAUUAUUGUAUACAAUUCUGAGGCAUCAGAAAAGCGAGUCGGAACGAUGCAUCGCUCUGCUUGAAGAUUCAGUGCGCAUUCUCCUUUAUUGUUUGGAGGCGGUGGAUGCCGGUUUUGUUAGCAAAAAGGGUUAUUUUGUUUGGCAACUACAAGAAGGAAUAAAGUGUGCUAGCUUUCUAAGGAGGAUUUACGAAGAGAUAAGACAGCAGAAGGACAUCCUUGGGAGGUAUUCUUUUCAUUUUCUCUCGAAUUACAUAUCGAUUUAUUCAGGAUAUGGCCCUCUUAAAACAGGAAUCAGAAGAGAAAUAGAUGAAGCUCUGAGACCAGGUCUGUAUGCUUUAAUCGAUUCAUGUUCAGCAGAUGAUCUUCAACAACUUCAUGUUGUAUUGGGAGAGGGUCCUUGCAGAAGCACUCUUGCGACUUUACAGCAUGAUUACAAAUUGAAUUUCCAAUACCAAGGAAAAGUCUGAUAGAGUUCUUUUCAUUACUAUUCGAGUUUGAAAUCAAGAUGGUCCUUUUUGGCCAGUGUCAUGGCCUAACACAAUGGAAGGACCUCAGAUUGUCGAAGUUCACUUUGGAUGGCAUGCUCCAGCCUCAGAUUCGGGGCGGGCCAUUUUUUACACCCAAAGCAAAAAAAGAGUCUCUCGGAGAUCAAAUCGUUCUGGUUGUUUGCUACAAAGAUCAAGUUAAUUGAAGAGAUGGACCAUUAAUGAGGAAAGUAUAGCAUGGAGGGGUUCUAUCUGUUACAGUAAAAGCUUAGAACUGGUUAAUCCUCGCAAUUUUGUAUCUGUACAAUAAACAUAAAUAUCUUUGCUUAUGAAUGCUGUUAAAUAUACACACACCCUUCAUCUCUUCCAAAUUAAAAUCAAUCUUGUUGGCAUUGUAAACAUGUGUUUUUGAUUGUUACGGCAUACCACAUGAAUUGUUUGGACAA
Molecule: messenger RNA, 7117 nt
Organism: Magnolia sinica
Lineage: Eukaryota; Viridiplantae; Streptophyta; Magnoliopsida; Magnoliales; Magnoliaceae
Exons: 11
Coding region: 213-6653 (2146 amino acids)
Biological process (GO): ribosome biogenesis
Cellular component (GO): nucleolus
Source: RefSeq, a predicted model, not a curated record